AUGGGUACGAACUCGAAACCGUGGUGGGUGAUGCUAUGUCUAUGGACUGUCGCUUGUAUUGCAGCUGAUGCAAAUCCGCGACUAUGUGUUUGGACACAGCCCCGAGGUGCUGUGGUUCGCGACACCCUUUACAUGGAUGGAGGUCAAAGACAAUAUUGCCAAUGGGAUGCGACAGCAAGUGCCUGGCUAGACAUGACUGCGGUUUCGGGUCCAGAGGAGGAACGUGGAUAUUUGUACACGCUGAAUUUCUCCAAAAGCUUCGACGUCUCGACCAAUUUCUCAGACAUAUUCACGAUCCUGCCCACUGCAGGAGGGUUUAGCAAUAAUCCGCCAUUCAUCGACGGCUACAUGUUUGCAGACGAUUAUGAAUUUUACACAUAUGGUGGAUUAUCCCUCACGGAAGCGGGUGAGAAAGCAGAUUUGAUCAAUAAUCGACUUUAUCAACCCGAAGCUGGUUCCACAAAACAAAACCCUUACGAGAACUGGACUCCUGAUUUUGAUACUCACUAUACCCCAACUCCCCCAAUAAGCAAGAAUGUGACGCAUGGUGCUGGGGUGAGUAUUCCAAGUGAACAUCUAGGGUUUUAUUUCUCGGGGAUGCAAACUGAGUCUGGAGGCUUCUUGAUAGCCUAUACUGGUCUAGACCCAGUCUCUCACACGCUCGACAAUAUGUUGAAGAUUGACAUGAAAACAAUUUCAGAUGCAACUUGGACGAACACAUCUCUUCCCGAUCAUGUCAGGGGCCGCGGCAGUGCUAGUCUCGUUUGGCUACCAGUUUCUGACCAAGGCCUCUUACUUGCCAUUGGAGGCGUGAAAAACCCGGUGGAUGUUUUCGUUGACUACUCCUCGAAUGCUUCUUCACAGACCAACGCCAAUAACGGGGGUCCUGGCUUCAUGCAGAAUAUUUCAAUGUACGAUAUCAAAGAUGAUGUCUGGUAUAACCAAGAGACUUCCGGAGACGUACCACCACAGCUUGCAGAUUUCUGCGCAGUGAUGGCGCACCAGGACGAUCCAACUUCUUAUCAGAUUUUCAUCCAAGGAGGGUACAAUGGUGUUGAUCUGAACAAAGACCUGAAUACAGAUGUCUACAUUCUAUCAGUUCCCUCGUUUCACUGGACCAAGGUCACACCACUAAACCAGGAUGGUGCGCGAUGGGGACACGUCUGUGUAACUCCUUAUCCUGAUCAAAUGUUCGCUGUUGGAGGUCAGGGUAGCUAUCAAGACAUAAUGUUCUCUGGGGGAAAGUCUGUGGAGAUCUUGAAUCUGAAUACGCUCAUCUGGCAGGACAGUUAUAAUCCGGAAAAAUGGUCAAAAUACAAAAUACCGGCUCAAGUCACACUUGCGGGAGAUCCCAGUGUCGCUGCCGCAGGCAUGGACGCCUCUCUAGCCUCACUCUUCACAAAGAAAUACCAACAAGAAAUUGUCACAUGGUACCCUUAUGUGCCAACAUCCAAGGCCAGAAAGAGUAUAUUGGGGCCAGUUCUGGGAGGUGUUUUAGGCGGUGCUGCUCUCGUAUUAGCUGCAUUCUCUUUCUGGUUGUGGCGACGUCGGGAGAUAAAGAAAAAGAAUCGAGAGUCCAAAAUGUCUACCGCAACAUCAGAGACACUUCAAGGCUCCGGCGAUCACCUCCAUGGAUGGUUUCGAGACCAGGCCAAGCAAUCCGUGUCCGCAACUGCUAUGGAGAUGGACACUAGUGAUCAGGCUACUGUGCUUAGCAAUCGUCAUCAAAGUCAAGGUGAGAUCGCAGAGUUGGGAGGGCGCAGCAUCUUCAUGCCCAGAAGUUCAAUGCAAACGAACACAUCACUGCCACCAGAGUCCCUACCCGAAGUGAGUGGUGAGUCUCGAAAGAUUGGAGAAUUACCCGACUCUUCCACAGAUUCUGGGGAGCAAGAUUCGACAAUACGUUACAACGAGCCCAACUAUGGGCCACGAGGCUACGCCAAUUAUCCUCGAGUCAACAAAGGCGGCCUGAGCGCUGCAGGUUCCACUACCGGACAAUCGACUUCGGAGAAGAUGUCCUCGCUGGGUGCUGGCGAGAGCUCACUGCCAGAGAGGCACUCAUUCCAGGGGUUUCCAUUCAGUGAAAGUCGAAAGGAUAAUUACGAGCAUGUCUACCUUGGCGGAGCCGCUCUGCCUACCAGCGAGCCCAUCACAACACCCAAACAACGACGUAUCGAUGCCUAUUUUGCAGCAUCGGAUCGCACAAACUUCGAUCCGCUGCCGUCACCCAACAAGGCCAAAACUGAUGAAGGCAGUUUCUUCGGACAGCCUCGCCCACCGAACGCGCCACGCCAGGAAUCAAACGCUAGCAGUGACUUCGUCAUCACGCCUCUAGCCAUGCCUGAUGAUGCUCAACAAGCCGCGAACGAAAUGGGGAUGACGAGCGCCGCCCUGGCCACCUCGCCAUUAUCACCCAUUCGACCCCGACACCGGCGUAACGGAAGCAGCAUGAGCAGUGGUGGCCAGAUCAUAGCGGGUAACAGUGCAUCAUUGCCGUACCAAGCUCCCGAGGAGGACCACCGCCAGUCCGCCUUCAUCGAGAACUUGCCUGAGAAUCCGUCUAGGGCCCCGAGCAUGAAGCGAAAGAAUACAACAUCCCGGACGCCACCACCACCCGUGGAAGAGGAAGAUGCCAACAAGCAGGCAGAGCCCUAG
Molecule: messenger RNA, 2655 nt
Organism: Exophiala bonariae
Lineage: Eukaryota; Fungi; Ascomycota; Eurotiomycetes; Chaetothyriales; Herpotrichiellaceae
Exons: 2
Coding region: 1-2655 (884 amino acids)
Molecular function (GO): protein binding
Source: RefSeq, a predicted model, not a curated record